This is a messenger RNA of Ambispora leptoticha, 543 nucleotides long. Lineage: Eukaryota; Fungi; Glomeromycota; Glomeromycetes; Archaeosporales; Ambisporaceae. The record is from the annotation of a GenBank genome assembly.
CUGAUUGAAUUUCACAAAGCUGGAGCAUUUAGUGAAAUUUAUUCAGCCCUUUGGUUAGAAGGACCUAAGUGGGAUUGGAAUGAAGACACUCAAGCUUGGUCACGAGGUGGACCAAUAAAAGUAGCGUUGAAAAAACUUAAAGAUUCUCAAAACUUGAGCAAUCAAUUCUUGGAAAAACUACGGAAAUAUUAUCAUUGUCUCCAAUCAGGUAGUGCGGCAGAUACAUUUGGCAUUACGAAAAAUCCAGACGGCUCUUUUAUAUUUGUAAUGAGAUUUUAUGAGAAUGGUGAUUUGAAUAGUUAUAUUAAAGAUAACAAAGAUAUUAGUUGGAAAGAUAAAAUUGAAUUAUUAUGGGGGAUUACUGCUGGCUUGGAAAAUAUUCAUCGAUCUGGUCUUUAUCAUGGAAAUCUACACAGUGGGAAUAUAAUGAUUGAAGAUGAAUCAAUCUCGACCGACGGAAGAAUAGCUGAUAUAGGAAUUCAUGGACCAGUUGAUAUCCCAACUGAUAAAUCAUAUGGUGUUCUUCCCUAUAUUGCACCAGAA